This is a messenger RNA of Oldenlandia corymbosa var. corymbosa, 1293 nucleotides long. The record is from the annotation of a GenBank genome assembly. Lineage: Eukaryota; Viridiplantae; Streptophyta; Magnoliopsida; Gentianales; Rubiaceae.
AUGGCAAAUCUUGUUUUGAUCAUGAUAGCUGCCUCCUUGUUAACGGCUGGUAGUUCCAGAGCCACCGUCGAUUUUCCAAAGGAAGAUCAGGAAGUAUUCCACGCUUGUGGAAAAGUAUUAUGCCAGGACUGCACCGAAGGCUGGAACGAGUGGGUCAAUGGCGCCAAACCCAUCAAAGGUUGCAAGGUUUCGGUAACUUGCCUGGAUGACAGGAGCAGGGUGAUUUACUAUGGAAGUGAUUUGACGGACGAGGCCGGGGAAUUCGACAUGAUCGUCGACAAAUAUAUCAACGGGAAGUUGGUCAAUGCCGAAAGGUGCUUCUUACGGUUGGUUUCUUCCCCACACCCAGUCUGCAACAUUGCAACCGACUUCGCCGGAGGGAAGUCAGGGGUGGCGCUUGGUCGGCCGGCCAUCGUGUUCCGGAAUCUUGUCAAGUAUGUUCUGGGACCAUUCUACUAUACCACCCCAAUGUGCGAUGAACCUGAUACGACCGAGGCUUUCUUGCCUCCAAGGCCCAAACCCAAGCCCACAACCGCCGCGCCUCACUUCUCAGUCAUGGCGGUCCGCUCGUCUAGAGCGGUGGCGCGGAUCACGGCCGUCAUUUCUAGUUCACCGCCGUGGAGUGCAUCAGUUCCUGCGCUCCAAAAUUCAGCGACUUCCGGGCAACUGUCGUCAUCAUCUGUAACGGCUGUCCUAGACCAUGGCGUUCCGAUGCCAAGAUGCGCCUCUUAUUCCUCUUCAUCUUCGUCAUCUUCAACGACGAAUCAGAAACCUAGGAGAAAGGUGGAUGACCGUCUAUCUUCCGUUAUUGACGCUGUUAAUGAUCGUAAACUGCCUCCUGAACUCCGCGGCCAACGUAACAACGUCAGGUCUGAGACCGACAUUAUCAAUGUUGUGGAGCAGCGGAUAUAUCAUUCUAUGGAAGAGGGCCACUUUGAAAAUUUGCCCGGGAAGGGAAAACCUUUGAACCUUAGUAGUAAUCCUCAUGCCGAUCCAGCUGAAGACACCUUGUACAGGAUACUUUCAAAAAACGGAUGUGCGCCGGAGUGGGUUGAAUUAAACAAGGAAAUAAGGAACAAUAUUGCAGAGUGGCGUAAGGCACUUCAGAAAGCUUGCUCAUACAGAGACAGUCAAGAUGAGGCCAAAUGGACUGAGUACUCAGAGGCGUUAAAGCUUCAGUUGCGAGGCAUAAAUGACAAGGUUUUCCGGUACAACCUUAUUGUCCCCUUUGGUCGCCAAAUAUUUGGGCUAAAGUGGGAGAAAGAACUUGAACGCUUGGAGGAGAAAAUUUAG